Messenger RNA from Bufo gargarizans (Asiatic toad), 4411 nucleotides. It is a transcript of the gene G3BP2, whose product is annotated as G3BP stress granule assembly factor 2. Gene Ontology annotation, molecular function: mRNA binding. Gene Ontology annotation, cellular component: ribonucleoprotein complex; cytosol. The coding region runs from base 423 to 1868 and encodes 481 amino acids. NCBI's taxonomy places the organism in Eukaryota, Metazoa, Chordata, Amphibia, Anura, Bufonidae. The record is from RefSeq and is a predicted model, not a curated record. The transcript is spliced from 12 exons.
CUUCGUUACCUUGCGCCUGUAGGGCACGCAAACGCGCUAAGGCUGCUGGGUUCUGAUCUCACGGAGGCCGCGUAAUUGACCGAACGCUGCGUCACUCUGGUGACGUCACGGUCACGACACCAUAUUCCCCGCCCUACAGCAGACGCCCGUAGCCUGAGGGUGAACACAACAAAAACAACGUGCCUCUCUCGUCAGGCGGGGCUCCUCCUGUGUGUGGGCAUAGCGGCCGUCUCACGGGCUCUGGCUGAGGUGAGUGCGACACUGGAUCCCUUCCCGUCACACGGUCUUUGUGUGGUCGGUACCGGCUGCCUUCUAGUUCUCAGGCUGUGCCCUCCUGCGGGGCUGAAGGUUACCGUGUAUUAGUGCACUGCCUACCCGGCCUGGAGCUCCCCCCAGAGUAUAUCCUUUCCUGUACCAAAGCAAUGGUGAUGGAGAAGCCAAGUCCCCUGCUUGUAGGGCGGGAGUUUGUCAGACAGUACUACACCCUUCUAAACAAAGCACCAGACUUCUUGCACAGGUUUUAUGGACGGAACUCCUCUUAUGUGCAUGGAGGAUUGGAUGCCAGUGGAAAGCCUCAAGAGGCCGUGUAUGGGCAGGCGGAGAUUCACAAGAAGGUGAUGUCCCUUCAGUUCAGCGAAUGUCGCACCAAGAUCCGUCAUGUUGAUGCACAUGCUACACUGAACGAUGGAGUAGUUGUCCAAGUUAUGGGGGAGCUUUCCAACAAUGGUCAGCCAAUGCGAAAAUUCAUGCAGACGUUUGUCCUUGCUCCAGAAGGAUCUGUUCCAAAUAAAUUCUACGUUCACAAUGAUAUCUUUCGCUAUGAAGAUGAAGUUUUUGGUGAUUCUGAAGUGGAGUUGGAUGAAGAAUCUGAGGAGGAAGUGGAAGAGGAACAAGAGGAGAGGCAGCCUUCUCCUGAACCAGUACAAGAGAGUGCAAACAGUACAUACUAUGAUGCUCACCCAGUGUCCAAUGGAGUAGAAGAAUCCUUGGAAGAGCCCAUUAAUGAACCCGAGCCUGAGCCAGAACCAGAGGUGAAGAAUGAGGAGAAACCUGAGCAGGAAGAGAAGAGCAUAGAGGAACUUGAAGAAAAGUCCCCGACUCCACCACCCGUUGAGCCAGUUGCUCUCCCACAAGAGCCUCCCAAGGCUUUUUCGUGGGCAUCAGUGACCAGUAAAAACCUGCCUCCCAGUGGGACUCUCCCAUCAUCGGGAAUUCCACCCCACGUAAUAAAAGCUCCUGCCUCACAGACACGUCCUGAAGGUAAACCAGAACUUCAAGUACAGCCUCUUCGUACACGGGAACAGCGUCCACGGGAGCGCCCAUCAUUUCAGCCAAGGGGCCUGAGGACAGGUCGAGGUGACACAGAACAGGGAGAUUCUGAUAACCGCCGUAUGUUCCGCUACCCUGACAGUCACCAGCUCUUUGUUGGGAACUUACCUCAUGAUAUUGAUGAAAGUGAACUGAAGGAAUUUUUUAUGAGUUAUGGAAAUGUGAUGGAACUACGCAUUAAUACCAAAGGUGUUGGAGGGAAGCUUCCCAACUUUGGCUUUGUCGUGUUUGAUGAUUCUGAACCAGUUCAAAGGAUUUUGCUUGCAAAACCAAUUAUGUUCCGUGGUGAAGUCCGACUGAAUGUGGAAGAAAAGAAAACCAGGGCUGCCCGUGAAAGAGAAACUCGUGGUGUGGAUGACCGCAGGGAUCUGCGUCGCAAUGACCGUGGUGCAGGAGGACCCCGUGGAAUCAUUGGGGGUGGGAUGAUGCGUGACAGGGAUGGAAGAGGCCCUCCUCCACGAGGUGGAAUGGUGCAGAAGCUGAAUACAGGCAGAGGAGCAGCAUCCAUGGAGGGCCGUUUCACUGGCCAACGUCGCUGAAAAUCAGUCAUUAACACAGUCAAACCUACAGUGGUACAUUUAUUCGUCGUGUUUGCAUUCUUGUUAAUUUUUAGCUUUGGAAUGUGACACAGCCUUUUUUUUUUUUUUUUUUUCCCUUUUCUUCCCCAUAAGUUCCUUGAUGUGGAAACAUCUUUUUGUUUGCUGUUUUUCAAUUGACAUAGUUUGUUUUUUCGCAUUUUUUUAUUUUUUUUUCCCCCCAACAGAAAUUUAAAAAUGUUAAUUUAUACAUCCCGACUCGGUGACGGAGAUGACCAUUAGCACUGCAAGUAUUUCCAUGGACGUUGGAGGCCCCUGUCCUAAUACAGUUCUGUUGCACUUUGCAAGUAUUAUGGUUUCUUUAUUGGAAACAAAAGUAGUGCAAUCUGUGCCUCCCUCCCCUGUAGUAACCUGUGUCAAUGAAGGAACGAACGGUUAAUUGCGCUUCACACCCACUAAAGAGCUUCUACCAUGAACACAGAAUAAUAGUCUGUCAGGUGAUGGCACGCGGUCCAUCAACGCAAAGAACCUGUGCUGUGCUUAUAAAAAAGUAUCUCCACUACAGACAGAUCCGACUUCAGAAGUAGUCAACGGUUUCAUAAUGACAAAUUCUUGCACUUGCCCAUCUGUUCUACAAGAUGGCAGGCUGGUUCACGUGGACCCAGCCUGCUGACCGAGCCUUUUUUUUUUUUUUUUCUUUCCCCCCCCAGCUUUGUACAGUGAAAUGACCUAACAAAGUGUACUCAAUUGUAUUUAGUUCUCUGGUAAUGUAAUAAGCAUGAUGGUGCCUUCUAUGAAUACAUCAUUCCAGUCCUUGCUGGUGAUUUUGUACAGUGAAUGAUUUACUGUGCUGCAAAGCCAAACUGCUUCAGUACAUUCAGGAAUCUGCCUAACCAAACUGCAGUACGUGUACAUCAGUAGUUAUUAUUACUAUAAUUUUUUUUUUAUUAAGUUCUGUUCCACCGUAACGACCAUUGGUAUACAGCUACCAAUAGUGGGGGGGCUAUACAGUGUGUGUGAGAAGGACUAAUGGUCCUGUCUCUGAAGCCCUAACUGUGACUCCCAUAAGUGCAUAUAAAGUGGAUCAUCUGGUGCCCCGCUAACGUCCAGUCGCACUUUUCUGUUAACCUCUUCACAUCCCAUUGGACUUGGAAGCAGAGGAAUUCUGCCCGUGCUCCUAUGAUCGAGCAGCAGCUCUGUGUGUGUUCUUUAUAUUCUGAUACAGGGUCAUUUUCUUAACUAUUGUUUCUUUUGUCAUUCCCCCCCCACAUUUUCCUUUAUUGAAGAAACUGUCCUGAAAUGCAGUUCUCAUAACCUUGGGGAUUUUUAUUUAUUUUUUUCCUUUUAAAUAUUUGAUGCACGUCUUCAAGUGGAAAUUGUGGGAUUGCACAGUUUUGGCACAGCCGCCUGCCUAUAAGCAUACAUUCCAUGAAACGACCAAUGUAGCAGAAGAUGCCGACCUGGUGUAGUCAUGGUCAGUGAUGACGUUGAAGGAGAAAGUGUGAACACUUAAAGCUGCCUCUGGAAGCGCGGGAAACCUUUGAGAAGCCGUACUAGGAGAAAUGCACAUGGAGUAACAUGCUGCUUUUGACUUAUGCAACUGUUUGCUGAGCCUCUUGAAACUAAUGAUUGUGCACAAAGGUAUUUUUCCAGUCCACCAGGCAAAACUCAAACUUGCGUAUGUCAGGUUUUGUUUUGGUUUUUCCUUUCUUCCCUUUUUACUUUGUCACAUGAGGUCUUCUGUUUUUUGAUGGCAAGUCUUGCACUAUUUCAUACAUUUCUGGGACACAGAUUUCUCAUGGUUAUAAUUUUAUAUAUGCAUAUAUAUAUUUUGUGUUAUAAAAGUUUUACAUUUGCAAUCUGUUACCUGGAAGUAUUGUACUUGAAUUCCCUAGUAUACAGCAAAAGCUUGGACUGGUUUUUCAUGUCAUUCCAAUGUAUCCACAGGAAAGUGUGCCAGCAGUUCGUGUUAUAUAUUUUAUUUUUAUUUUUUUUAGAUUUUUCUUUUUUUUUUCUUUUCUUCUGUUAGUGUUUAACCCCUGUCACAACCAGAACUGUCUAAUGGCAAAUAGAACGGGACUGAGUAUAACCUACCGUACUAGAGGAGCAUCAGAGCCAUUAAGCUUUUAAGUCUGCUUCAUAUUUGAAUACCUUGAAUAAACCUUAUACAUCUGAAAUGUUUACUUGGUGAGCGUUCACCUACUUUACUGUGUACAUUUAAGUGUUAUUGUCUUAAUCGCUCAGUAAAUGUACCUCAUCCAACAUUGCCGCAUUUUCCACUUUCAUUGUGUUGGGCAGUUGGUUUAUUGUAGUAACCUAUCAUCAUUGCACUUCUAUUUCAGCACAAUUGGCGUAGUAUGAUUACCUAGCUGUAGAGGACAGUGGUGAAUAUUUUUUUAUUUUUGUUUUCCAUCUUUAUUGCUGUAAUGUGUUAAACAUUAUGCCAGUAGAAUCUAGUCCUUUUUUGGAUAGUCUCUUUACUUCAGUUUCCAUAUUUUGAAUGUGUUGAAACUAAAACAUUUGACAAUAAACUACUGAUGUCUACA